GUUACCUCGCGCACCAUCAUGGUCGACAUUUCUAGUUUCUAAAAUUGUUUUGUUUACCAAAUCGGCAUUACGGCGUACCUAAGCGAGAGCAGGAGGCGACAACCAGCACCGGCCCCCCAUUCCGGACAAUGUCGUCGUGACGUGAAGUCGUCGACUCGCAACAAUGUCCGACACCAGUGCACCGAUUGUUUUUGUUGUACUGUGCAUAGUUAACUGUGGAUGAUUUGUUAUCGUUAUUGAAAAAAGGACUGCCCGUGGUGUGCGAACUGACGGUGAAAAUGGGCGACAGAGUCGCGCUGUGCGUGCUCGCGUUGUGCCUCACGCUGCACAUCGAUGGUGUGCGGGCACUGCUGUGCAAGUGCGACUCCUGCGACAACUCGACGUGCAGGACCGACGGCUACUGCUUCACCGCCGUGUCAGUCCAUGAGGGCAAACAGACAUACAUCUACCGAUGCUUAAAUAAAAAUGACAUAAUGGAAAUGGUAGUCAAACCCAGCGAGGGCGUCGAAAUAGUAUGCAAUGAGACGUCCAAAGACGGAUGGGCGUCGCGGUGUUGCUAUGAGCCGGACUUAUGCAAUGAUAAUCCGGAUAUACUACAAAAUUUGGAAAUCCAAUUACGUAGUCCAGAGCCGCAAGAAAGCUUCGACUCGACGCUGCAGAUCAUCCUCAUAGUCCUGAUACCCGUACUGUGCAUAUUGCUGCUAGUGCUGGUAUUCUACUGCAGAUCGAUGCAGAGCAGACAAAGGGGUCUGCACCAUCAUCUCGGCCACGGGGACGAGAGCAUAGAGGCGCCCGACCAUCCCAUACUCAGCAAGGGUGUGAGUCUGAGGCACAUGAUCGAGAUGACCACCAGCGGCAGCGGAUCAGGUUUGCCGUUGCUGGUGCAGAGGAGCAUAGCCCGUCAGAUCCAGCUGGUCGAGAUCAUCGGUCAGGGUAGGUUCGGGGAGGUGUGGAGGGGCAGGUGGCGAGGCGAGAACGUGGCCGUCAAGAUAUUCAGUUCGCGGGAGGAACGCUCGUGGUUCCGGGAGGCGGAGAUCUAUCAGACGGUGAUGCUGCGCCACGACAACAUUUUGGGCUUCAUCGCAGCCGACAACAAAGAUAACGGCACGUGGACUCAGCUAUGGUUGAUAACCGACUAUCACGAGCACGGAUCUUUGUUCGACUUCUUGAGCAGGAACACGGUGGACACGUCGGGGAUGAUACGGAUGGCCCUGUCGAUCGCCACCGGCCUUGCCCACUUGCACAUGGACAUCAUGGGCACACAAGGAAAGCCUGCAAUUGCUCACAGGGACCUGAAAUCCAAAAACAUUCUUGUCAAGUCGAACGGCACGUGCGCCAUCGGCGACCUGGGCUUGGCCGUGAGACAUGACGUUACCACCGACACUGUUGACAUACCACUCAACAACAGAGUCGGCACCAAAAGAUACAUGGCACCCGAAGUGUUGGACGAGUCGCUGAACAUCCACCACUUCGACUCGUUCAAGAGGGCCGACGUGUACGCCCUCGGCCUCAUAUUCUGGGAGAUAUCCAGACGGUGCAACGUGGGCGGCAUCUACGACGAAUACCAGCUGCCGUUCUACGACGCAGUGGCACCGGACCCACCCAUCGAGGAGAUGCGAAGGGUGGUUUGUAUAGAGAAACAGAGGCCUAACAUACCGAACAGGUGGCAGAGCCACGAGGCACUACACGUCAUGACGAAGCUGAUGAAGGAGUGCUGGUACCACAACGCGACGGCCCGACUAACGGCUCUCAGAAUUAAAAAGACGCUGUCGAACUUCAGGGCGACCGAGGAACUUAAGAUGUAAAUAAUGGGUUUGUUUUAUCUGGUCAAUGUGCAUCUAACUUGCAAUAUGUGAUGGAACUAGUGUUUUACAAACAUCGUUGCAGGACCAUCGGUGCAGAAUCCACAGCAACAGUAACAACAACAACAACAAAUUUAACAACUAUGAAUAGUUUUGUGUAGUACCUAAGAAAUAUUUUUGGCUGAUAGUAUUUAGUUACAUAUAUUUACUUUUUAAUAUAAUGAACAAAAUAUUUUAAACACUUUAGUCGGUAUCUUAGGAACUAUUUCGUGUGCGAGCUAUUUUUACUAUGAUUUUAGUCGAGGUGCGCGUCUCACAAGUACAACCCAUAUGCGAGUCAAAAUAUAUCAAUAGAGUUAUAUAUAUGUAGAUAUUAAGAUGUUGCGAUGUGUAUUAUUUUAUUUAUUUGUACAUUGAAACAGAGAACUAUAGUUUCUGGGAUACCCGCUUCAAAAAAAGACUGUACAUAGAUAUAUAUAAAUAAUAUAUAUUAAUAAUUAUCUUGCCGAUUUUGUAUUUGACUUAUACCUUCCUUAAAAAAUAUUACGGAUGUUUAAAGGGAUGUAAUUUUUUAACUAUUAAAUUUUAUGAAUAAGGUCUAUGAUAAUAUUUGUUAAGGAAUAUACCUCAAAUCAAAAUGGUAACAAAGCACUGUAAAUACGGGAUGUGUUAACAAUAAAUGUUUGGCAACGGUGAAACACCUUUCGAACUCGCUUCCAUACAAAAGUCUGACACUGUCUGUUCACUGCCGUAUUGCAUAUCAGUUCCACUUUAAUAAAAGACAAGCAAUCUCAUGGACCCAUUCCAUUUUUGUGAACACAUGACAAGCAUCUGUUUUUGGGUUUCACGACGUAAAUUGUUCAAAUCUUGCUCCGUUUUCAAUUCUGUUGUUAAUAUUUCGUAAUGAUCGAACAUUGAGCCAAACGUUUGUAUUGUCAAAUUCAACUCCUACCUCAACUUCUCCCUCGAGACACGUUUCAUCGUUGCGAGCCGUUUCCAAACCAUCUUACUGUAGUGUUUGUCUAGUUAUUGUUUGUUCCUUGCAUCAAUUAAUCAUUGCAGUUGUUGUUGAUUGAUUAAUAUUGUGUUAUUAUUUUAGUUAGUGAUUUUUAUACAAUUUUACGUAGGUUUAAGAGUACAGAGCCAGGGGCAAAUCAUGCUAGACGACAGGAACAUUGUAAUUAUUAUGAGAUUUGAUGAAAAGUGCAGUGACGGCAUUAAGCUGGUUUUUUACAUGCUGACUUUUUGUCACAUUUUGAUUUACAUUUUGUUAAUAUUAAAUAAAGUAUAAAUUAUGA
This is a messenger RNA of Aethina tumida (small hive beetle), 3100 nucleotides long. RefSeq names its product TGF-beta receptor type-1 (gene babo). Gene Ontology annotation, cellular component: plasma membrane; activin receptor complex. The transcript is spliced from 10 exons. The record is from RefSeq and is a predicted model, not a curated record. NCBI's taxonomy places the organism in Eukaryota, Metazoa, Arthropoda, Insecta, Coleoptera, Nitidulidae. Gene Ontology annotation, biological process: cellular response to growth factor stimulus; protein phosphorylation; activin receptor signaling pathway. Bases 279 to 1805 code for a protein of 508 amino acids. Gene Ontology annotation, molecular function: ATP binding; activin receptor activity, type I; activin binding.